Molecule: messenger RNA, 438 nt
Organism: Protopolystoma xenopodis
Lineage: Eukaryota; Metazoa; Platyhelminthes; Monogenea; Polystomatidea; Polystomatidae
Source: the annotation of a GenBank genome assembly
AUGCAGGCCGCGGCAACUGAGCUGUAUGUUACUUGUAUAUUUCCCAUUCCUACGAAGGUCUUCCCUGGUCUCGUACUCUUACGCAAAAUAUGUAAUCACCCGGAUCUGGUUACUGGUGGACCACGGCUGUUUGGAUCUGUUUCGGUCGACGAGGAAGCAGCUGCACUUGAGCAAGAACUCCUCGAGACUGAAGCUGAGUGUAAGGCACGUCGCCACCGGAAGCGAAAAUACACCUCCAAUAAUCUGCAUGAAGAGCAGCAGGACGUAAAAGAGAGAGAAGUAUCGCCGAUGUGCCGGCCAAAUACUACGUACUAUCCUUGGUCGGAUUUUGGCUGUCCUCGGAGAUCAACUAAAAUGAUCGUAGUAGAUGCCUUGCUCAAAAACUGGAAGGAUCAAGCCAAUAAGGUCUUGCAAUACAAGAAGGUUUCACAGCCAUAA